Messenger RNA from Chaetomium globosum CBS 148.51, 765 nucleotides. RefSeq lists its product as uncharacterized. The record is from RefSeq and is a predicted model, not a curated record. NCBI's taxonomy places the organism in Eukaryota, Fungi, Ascomycota, Sordariomycetes, Sordariales, Chaetomiaceae. The transcript is spliced from 2 exons. Bases 1 to 765 code for a protein of 254 amino acids.
AUGCAUGCCUCACUACUCUUCGUAUCGGCGCUAGCCGCUUCCGUCUGGGCUGCCCCUACGUAUCCCAAGAUCGACGCAGGUGCCAGCAUCCCCGACAACAUCCGCACCGUCUCCGAAUACUUCAACAUGCUCGCCUCCAAGGUGCAAGACAGCCGGUUACUCAACAGCCCACCAAUCUGCGACCUCUCCAAAGUCUCACUCCCAGCAGGCGCCGCUGGCCUCCCAUCACCAUCCCCAAACCUCCACCUCCGGCACAUCGCCAUCGGCCGCGGGACACAAAACUACACGUGCAACCCUGCCGAGCCCAACGAGGCGCCCAAGGCAGCGGGGGCGCUCGCAACGCUCUUCAACGCCUCUUGCCUGGUAGCGACCAGCCCGCACCUGGCCAACACGCUGACGCGGGCGGCGCUGCACUUCGAGGUCGGGCAAAGCGCGGCGAGCGAGCAGCUGGCGCCGUCCAACAUCGGGCUCAGCGGCGUGCACUUCUUCACCGACGCGACCACGGCCCUCUUCAAGCUGGACGUCGCCCCGGCGCUGCAGAUCGGCGAGCUCCCCUGCGGCAAGAACGCGAGCGCCGACGCGCCCACGGACGCCCCCAAGGGCCUGCAGGGCGAGGGCGCUGUCGCCUGGCUCAAGCUCAUCGCCAAGCCCGGCGCCACCGGCGGCCUGCAGGAGGUCUUCCGCGUCGAGACCGUUGGCGGCAGCGCGCCUGCGACGUGCAAUGGCUUGCCUAAUGCGUUCGAGGUGCAGUAUUCGACGCAGUGA